Molecule: messenger RNA, 722 nt
Organism: Phaethon lepturus (White-tailed tropicbird)
Lineage: Eukaryota; Metazoa; Chordata; Aves; Phaethontiformes; Phaethontidae
Gene: RETSAT
Product: retinol saturase (all-trans-retinol 13,14-reductase)
Exons: 5
Source: RefSeq, a predicted model, not a curated record
AGAUCCAGUCUCAGCUUGACAUGGCAACACAUGGUGAAGGGGGUUUCACCGUCUUCGUAGGUCUUAAUGGCUCAAGGGAAGACCUGGGGCUGGAGCCAACCAACUAUUUCAUGUACUCAGGAAAUGACCUGGAUGAAAUAAUGAAUCGCUACCUGGCUUCUUCCAGAGAAGAAGCCGCCAAGAACAUCCCAGUCCUGUUUGUCACCUGCCCGUCAGCCAAGGACCCCACCUGGGAAACAAGGCACCCAGGUAAAUCUACGCUGGCCAUCGUGACCUUUGCCAAGUACGAGUGGUUUGAGGAGUGGAAGGACAAGCAGGUCAAUAAGCGGGGAGAUGAUUACGAGGAGUUGAAGAAGACUUUUGUGGACACCAUCAUGCAGACUGUCUUCAAGCUCUACCCUCGCAUCGAGGACAGGAUCGAGUACAUCUCUGGAGGGACACCCCUCACCAACCAGCACUACAUCGCCAGCCCCAGGGGGGAGAUCUACGGCAUCGACCACGGCAUUGCCCGCCUGCAAGCGGAAGCCAUUGCCACCGUGAGGGCGCAGACGGCUGUCCCCAACCUCUACCUGACAGGGCAGGAUUUGUGCCUGGGUGGCUUUGUGGGAGCCCUGCAAGGAGCCCUCAUCUGCGCCAGCGCUGUCCUCAAGCGCAACCUCUACGUCGACGUGGCGCGGCUGAAAAAGCGCACGCAGGCCACCGAGGCCAAGAAGAGGGACUAA